Molecule: messenger RNA, 2607 nt
Organism: Anopheles stephensi (Asian malaria mosquito)
Lineage: Eukaryota; Metazoa; Arthropoda; Insecta; Diptera; Culicidae
Gene: Vajk1
Product: skin secretory protein xP2
Exons: 2
Coding region: 46-1128 (360 amino acids)
Source: RefSeq, a predicted model, not a curated record
UGUCUACUUGCUUGUUUUACAGAACACAUUUCGCUCGGAUUAAAUAUGAAAUUGUUGGGCGUUGUCUGCCUACUAGCCCUGGUGCUUUUCGCAUCGGCCGAAGAUGAAAAGAAACCAGUGGCGGAGGCCAAAGUAGAUGACAACAAGGCGGCCGAAACUCAGGCGCUCGAUGACAAGAAACAGGACAAGCGUGGACUGCACGGCUGGACCGGUAGCUUCGGUGGAUACGAGGAACACCAUGAAGUACCCCACUUUGAAACCCACGAGGAAAAGACGCUGACCGUCGUCAAGAAGGUCCCCGUCCCAUACCCAGUGGAGAAGCACAUCCCUGUGCCGGUGGAGAAACAUGUCCCCGUCCCGGUGAAGGUUGGAGUGCCGAAGCCUUACCCAGUCUACAAGACUGUCCACUACCCAGUCAAGGAGAUCGUGAAGGUGCCCGUGCACGUUCCAGCUCCGUACCCGGUGGAGAAGAAGGUCCCGUACCCAGUCCAUGUUCCGUACGAUCGUCCCGUCCCGGUGAAGGUGUACGUGCCAGCUCCCUACCCAGUCGAGAAGAAGGUCCCAGUCCCGGUGAAGGUCCAUGUCCCGGCUCCGUACCCAGUCGAGAAGAAGAUCCCAGUCCCGGUGAAGGUCCCAGUGCACGUUGAGAAGCCAUACCCGGUUGAGAAGAUCGUCCACUACCCGGUCCAUGUGCCAGUCGAUCGCCCAGUCCCGGUUCAUGUUGAGAAGCCAGUGCCAGUCCCGGUGGAGAAGCCAGUGCCGUAUGAGGUCAUCAAGAAGGUCCCGUACCCAGUGCAUGUCCCGUACGAUCGUCCCGUCCCGGUGCACGUUGACAAGCCGGUGCCAGUCCCGGUGAAGGUCCCAGUCCCACAGCCCUACCCGGUCGAGAAGCACAUCCCGGUCCCGGUCGAGAAGCACGUCCCAUACCCCGUGAAGGUCCCGGUCGACCGUCCAGUGCCGGUCGAGAUUGAGAAGCACGUCCCUUAUGAGGUUGAGAAGCCAGUGCCGUACCCGGUCAAGGUCCCGGUUCACGUGCCGGUGCACCAUCACGAGGAGGAACACCACCACCACGAGGAGAUCCACUCCGAGGGUCUGAGCGAACAUCACGACUUCGGUUCUCAUCACUAAGCCCAAGAAGAGCUCCCAUCAUUUCAUUAUUUAUAUCGCAAAACUUGUGAUCUUAGUUGCUAGCAUACAUCCAACAGCGCGCUCCACAUUCCAACAACAUCCCGUUCAUCACCGUAAGAUCGAUACCAGCCACUGACAACUGGCUCAAACGAUUCAUCCCGUCCCGUUCAACAAAAAACCGUAAGCCAACAACGCUCUGUAAAGUAAUGUCGAAAAACUGAUCAACUCUCGAACACAUCUACGAACAUCACCGGAUGAACGAAAACUGGCUGCGGUGCAGUGUGGCGAAACAAGCACCGGGAGCGUUUCAGCGCAAUCGGGGUCAUCCUGUCACCUCGAUUUGGCGGGAAACGAACGUCACACCCGGUUCGCUACCGAAAGCGUCCGGUUGACCUGCCCAUACCCACAAACGCCGCAGCCUUCCCCACCCCAGCGUAUCGGAGCGUUCUAUCCUACCAAAAAAAAAAACAAAACAGCGAGAGAAAUGCCUUUAGUCUGGCCUCAAAAGCGCUGGCGACCCCAUCACCGGAAAACGCGAUCGCCCAAGUAAGUGAUUAUGUCCCACAAAAAACCAAUGUUCCUACAUCUGCUCGGUUGGGCUUCAUCGCAAACCCCCUACUAGUAGUCGGGCUCGGGGGCUCAAGAUUUCCGGAGGUGGGCUCCCACCUUGGGACAGAGAAAGCCAUCUCACACUUUUUACUCGCUCAAAAUGGGGGAAAACAAAACUCCAUUUUACUCAAGAUGAAUGUUUGCGGAAGCGGAAAACAAGCAGCAAUAAUACCAAGCAACUCUCAUGCCUAGAUGCACUCCCAUCUCCAUCUCGUUCACCCGCAUGCGUUCUCGACCGACAACCGUCGUCGAGCAACAUUGUUUUCUUGUUAUAUAGAUUUUUAAAAAAAUGGCGAACAAAACCUACGAAACCGACCGUACCGCGCGCAGUCAGCAACAAAAAACCAAAAGAACAGCAGAAGGCGCCGGCAAACGAAAAAUCAAAAUGCAAACGUGUCCUAGUGCGCUGGAUGGGAAAACGGCCGUGCGAUUAGUCGAUAAAGGAAGACACGUGUUGGAAAGUUGAUGGCGCCCGGUGCGCCAACAGUUGCCCGUCUGUCCCGGCUGUCGCUGUUGCCUGGUCCGUUUUUCCCGGGGUCGGCAGAAGAAGUGCUGUAAAUAUCGAAGUGCCGAACAUUUCAAGAUUUUUUGUUUUAUUCUCUCGCGCCCCGUUAAAAACCAAAACUGCCGCUUAAAGCUACAGACAGAAACGCUGUCAAAGUUAUGGAAAAACGCAUCCCAAAAAAAAAGGAACACCCCGUAAGAGGCCAGCUCAACAUAUGUAACUGAACAUGGUUUUUCUUAGCUUUGCGCUCGUUCUCAUAUGCAUUGAUUGUUGUUUAUUAUUUUUUUGUUUUUUAAAAAUGUUUUUCUUUGCUCUGUUUACGAAGUAAAAAAGAAAGGAAAAAAUGUAAUAAAAAAAUGUGAUUG